Messenger RNA from Orbicella faveolata, 1743 nucleotides. RefSeq names its product ADP-ribosylation factor-like protein 3. Lineage: Eukaryota; Metazoa; Cnidaria; Anthozoa; Scleractinia; Merulinidae. Gene Ontology annotation, molecular function: GTP binding; GTPase activity. The record is from RefSeq and is a predicted model, not a curated record.
UAUAAUCAUGCAAAUGCAGACGGAGAUAUUCCUCGUCCACUUUGUCCGCCAUAUUUACAUUUUACGCGGGAAAAGUACAUGUAUAUCUUACUACGUAUGUGCAUGUGAAAUGUUCUUUAAUUUUACGGGAUCACUUACACAACGUAUUUGUAUAUAAAAGUGUGUCCGCUGAAUACCCCUACACUCCGCCCGGGCCUUAAUUUUUCCCACGCUUUGGUUCAUUCUCGUCCCCAGUGCUACUCGUCUUAAAAUGUCGUUGAACGUUUCUCCGACCACGUGACCAAAAGAAACGGAGGCUCUGGGGACGAGAAUGGCUUUGGUUAUAACCGCUGAAUUUUCGGUUCGUUCCCAAAACGGCGUAUGACAUGACGUCACGCUUAGCACCCUGACUUCAGUUGCUACACAAUCAUCGAGCGUUUGUUAUAUACUUUCGUGAUUUUCUCCCAAAAUGGGUCUACUUGCGCUGCUGCGAAAGCUGAAGUCGAAUAGUAGCAAAGACCUGAAGCUUCUUUUCCUUGGUUUGGACAAUGCCGGGAAAACGACGAUUUUGAAACAUCUAGCUUCGGAGGAGAUCCAGAACAUCACACCAACACAGGGAUUUAACAUUAAAUCUGUUGUAUCAGAUGGAUUCAGAUUAAAUGUAUGGGAUAUCGGAGGGCAGAGAUCAAUCCGGCCGUAUUGGAGAAAUUAUUUUGAGCAAGUCGAAGCGCUGGUAUACGUUAUAGAUAGCACAGAUCGCAAGAGAUUAGAAGAAACUAGUUUGGAAUUAGACGAGCUGCUAUGUGAGGAAAAAUUGUGUGGUGUACCUGUACUUGUUUUUGCAAAUAAACAGGAUCUUUUACAGGCUCUGCCACCUGAUCAGAUUUCAGAAAGUUUAAUGUUAGAGAGGAUAAAAGACAGAAGCUGGCACAUUCAGGCUUGCUCAGGAAAAACUGGAGAAGGUUUAGAGAUGGGGAUGCAAUGGGUAAUAAAAAAUAUUUCAAAGAAAUGAUCACCAUAGCAUAGCUUAAACUAGCAAUUAUUUGUCUGCAGUCCAUUUUACAACACUUGUAAGUAUUUAGUUUUCAUUUCAGUGCAUCUAGAAAACAGAACUCUUCAAUAUUACAGUAGCACAUGCAUGAUCAAUUCACUCAUUCAAUAGCACAGUAGUGCUAGAAGCUCUCAUAAGAGUGAACAAGGCAAAAUUAAUGAUAAAAACUAAGGAAGGUCUAAGCAGCUGAGGGUGAAUUACUCAUGAUGCAGAAAGUAGCACACUCCUUUCAUGCAAUAUGAUGUAAUUUCUGUGAGUUAAACAUAUGUGAGGUAGCAAAAGAACUGCGGAUGGGAAAUAAUUUUUCAUUAUUAUUGUUUAUAUGUUUAUUAUUAUUAUUAUUAUUACUAUUAUAAUUGUAUCUAUAGCAAGAUUCUUGAUCGUGAUUGUUUCUCUCCUAUUUGUCACACAAUCAUGUGGGUGUCCAAUUACAGGUAUCCGAUUACAACUUUUGUAACUGGAUACCUGUAAUUGGAUACCUACGCUAUUCGCACAUCAAUUAUGUGUGCUUUGAUGGCUUCCUUCUUAAUGUUCCCUACAGUUUUUACAACUGGUGAAAAACACUACUGACUUUUUCACUCAAAAGAAGCUCUCAAAAUACGUUUUUAAUCUCCAAAUUUGUUAUUGGACAGGUUUGAUUUAUAAUUAGUAAUUGGACCUUGUAUCAUACAAUUCAGGGAGAAAUUGUGCCAGUAAUUUCAAAUUGACCUCAC